CCAUUCCAAAGAGGAGAGAAACAUAAGAAAACCAGAAAUAUAGAGAGAAGGAACUAAUAUCAAAAGGCUCUGAAAAUGGGUUGGUCUGAUUCGGGAGCACGAUGCAGGAAGCACACCAGACAACACAAUUCUCCUGGUGUUUGCCCUUUCUGCCUGAGAGAAAAGCUCUCUCGGCUCACCUCUUCAAACACCACCGCCGCCACGACUGCCACAUCCUCUUGCUCUUCUUCUUCUUCCAUCUCUUCUUGUUCUUCUUGCUCUGAUUCCUCUUAUUCUUCUCCUUCUCACCACCUUUCUUCCGGCGCCAACGGUCGGAUAUCUUUUCUUGUUGGACCCCAUGGUGGGUUCUUCACGAGGAGCCGAACGGUGGCUUUCACCGCACCAAACAGGGCCAGAGAUGCCGCCUUUGUCACCGAAGGGAAGAAGAAAGGAGGAUUCUGGUCUAAGCUGCUUCGACCCAGUGGCAAGACGAGGAAGGAAGUUUUCUUGCACUCGCAGACCAUGAAGAAUAUACACACUAAUUACGUGUAUACUCGCUAGUAGUUAUUGAAGAAUUUUGAUGAAUUUAUUUAUUCAUAAACAUGAUAGCUGUUUGUUGUAUAAAGAAAGAAAGAAAGAAGAGAUCCCAUAUAUAUUUAUUAGUGUGUAAUAUGUCUUUAUAGCCAUCAAAGAGAAAUGGAGCUAGAGAAUAUGGGGAAAAAAAAAUAAAUGAGAUCCAUGUUUGCUAGAAAACGUCGAUAUCAGUGAGAUGUAGAAUGAAAUGGUAUGAUUUAAAAUGCUGAAAAUUGCAAUCUAAUCAGUCGUCGAUUUUGGGAAUGAA
Molecule: messenger RNA, 820 nt
Organism: Magnolia sinica
Lineage: Eukaryota; Viridiplantae; Streptophyta; Magnoliopsida; Magnoliales; Magnoliaceae
Exons: 1
Coding region: 76-540 (154 amino acids)
Source: RefSeq, a predicted model, not a curated record